This is a messenger RNA of Tarenaya hassleriana, 2208 nucleotides long. RefSeq names its product DEAD-box ATP-dependent RNA helicase 8. Gene Ontology annotation, cellular component: P-body; cytoplasmic stress granule. Gene Ontology annotation, molecular function: mRNA binding; RNA helicase activity; ATP binding. The record is from RefSeq and is a predicted model, not a curated record. Bases 242 to 1735 code for a protein of 497 amino acids. Lineage: Eukaryota; Viridiplantae; Streptophyta; Magnoliopsida; Brassicales; Cleomaceae. The transcript is spliced from 11 exons. Gene Ontology annotation, biological process: P-body assembly; cytoplasmic stress granule assembly.
UGCCAUCAAAGAAAGGAACGAUCGAAAACCUAACCUACAGACACACACACACACACACACACAUCUCUUGAGUUUUCCCAACAUUGUUUUCUUCCGCUUCUCAAUCCCUUCUCUCCGCCUGGCUCCCGACUUUCUCUCUCUCAGAUCUACGACUAUUUGUUUCCGAUUUCGCCUUUGAGCGAACCCUAGACUUCUUGCGGGGAGGCUUUUUUCAAGCGUUUAGAGAUCGACGAAGGUUGUGAUGAAUACCGGAGGAAGGUACCCCCCGGGGAUUGGUGCGGGUCGUGGGUCCAUCAACGCCAACAACCCUGGCUCCCAAUCGAGGCCUGUUUAUCAGCAGCAGCCGCAGUACGGUCAGCGUGGCAAUUACGCUCAGAACCACCAGCGGUUUCAACAAGCGCCACCGCCGCCGCCGCAUCAGCAGCAACAGCAGUGGCUUAGGAGAGCCCAGUUCACCGGCGGAAACAACGGAGACGCCGUUGAUGAGGUCGAGAAGACCGUUCAAUCCGAAGCUAUUGACUCAAAUUCUCAGGACUGGAAGGCGAGGCUAAAACUACCCCAGCCUGAUACUCGCUACAAAACAGAGGAUGUGACAGCCACGAAAGGAAAUGAAUUUGAAGAUUAUUUUUUGAAGCGGGAACUUCUCAUGGGAAUUUAUGAGAAGGGUUUUGAAAGACCCUCUCCCAUUCAGGAAGAGAGUAUUCCAAUUGCCUUAACCGGUAGUGAUAUUCUUGCCAGAGCCAAAAAUGGAACUGGGAAGACAGCUGCAUUUUGUAUUCCUGCCUUGGAGAAAAUUGACCAAGAUAAUAAUGCUAUUCAAGUUGUGAUACUUGUUCCAACGCGAGAGUUGGCUCUUCAGACAUCACAAGUCUGUAAGGAGCUGGGCAAGCAUUUGAAGAUUCAAGUCAUGGUAACCACUGGUGGCACCAGUCUGAAAGAUGAUAUCAUGCGUUUGUACCAACCGGUCCAUUUGCUGGUUGGGACUCCUGGGAGGAUCCUAGAUCUUACCAAAAAGGGUAUUUGUGUACUAAAAGAUUGUGCGAUGCUCGUUAUGGAUGAGGCUGAUAAGCUAUUGUCUCAAGAGUUCCAACCUUCGGUGGAGCAGUUGAUUAGGUUUCUUCCAGGAAAUCGUCAGAUUUUGAUGUAUUCAGCCACAUUUCCCGUCACAAUUAAGGACUUUAAGGAUAGGUAUCUAAGGAAGCCUUACAUCAUUAACCUCAUGGAUGAACUUACACUGAAGGGUAUUACACAAUUCUAUGCUUUUGUUGAAGAACGUCAGAAAGUUCACUGCUUGAAUACCCUAUUCUCCAAGCUGCAAAUAAAUCAAUCGAUCAUUUUCUGCAACUCAGUGAACCGUGUGGAACUCUUAGCUAAGAAAAUCACAGAACUUGGUUAUUCCUGCUUUUACAUUCAUGCGAAGAUGCUCCAAGACCACCGUAACAGAGUGUUUCAUGACUUCCGCAAUGGUGCAUGCCGGAAUCUUGUGUGUACUGACCUGUUUACACGUGGGAUUGACAUUCAAGCAGUCAAUGUUGUGAUUAACUUUGAUUUUCCGAAGAACUCAGAAACUUAUCUCCACAGGGUUGGUCGAUCAGGAAGAUUUGGACAUCUUGGUUUGGCUGUGAAUCUGAUCACUUAUGAGGAUCGUUUUAACUUGUAUAGGAUUGAGCAAGAACUUGGAACUGAAAUCAAGCAAAUUCCUCCGCAUAUUGAUCAGGCAAUUUAUUGCCAAUAACUAUGAAAAGGAUCUCUUUUGUUUCAUCUGCCGUUAGGAGUCCCAGUGGUUGGAUGAAGCACUUGGUAGCCCAGGUACACUUAGUCCUGUCAUCUGGCAAUGAAAAACAGGCACGACACCACCCAGGAGAAGAUAGUUUUUGUUUGGGGGGAGACUCGUGGAACUUAGUACUCUGUCUGUCUGUCUGAACUUGCCUCCGGAAUGCUAUUAUGGGUCUCUCUAGAUCUUCUUGAUUCCAAGUACUAAGAAUAUUGUUGUUAGACAAAGUUCUAGAAUGCUUUAAAAUGCCUGGUAAUGCUGUUUUCUGUUUCGGGUAUGUUUGGUUCUCUGUCUGCUUCUUCUGUCGGUCAUAGACUGAUUAGAGGGUUUGAGUCUUGUGGGAAAAAAAGCCGUGAUUUUUCCGUGGGCCAGUUUCAUGUCCUGUUACUGUUAGUGUUUCCAACUUCAAUAAUAAUGUCGUUUUGAGAUUUGAA